CGGGCGUAACUGCGAACUUUUGUUUGGUGUGUUGUGUGAGUUAGUUUCCGCCGCCGGGACAGAGGCGCCGGCCGGGCUGGGCCGGGCUCGGGGAAGCGCCGCACGGUCAAAGUUGUUUUGCCAGUUGCUGCGGCCGGGUCGGUUUCUCGACCGAAGGGUGAGAAAGUACCGGCGACAGAAGGACGAGCCGCGGCCCGGGGAGCGGGGCAUGCGGGGCUGGGAAUCCGGGCUCUGAGCCGUCGAGCCCCGCCAGGGAAACGCCGGGGGGUCCUGACGGAGCCAUGGAUCCCGGGCAGCCUCAAGCGCAGCAGCCGUCGCAGGCAGCGCAGCCCCCGGCCCCGCAGCAGCAGCAGCAGCCGCCGCAGCCCCCGGGCGCGGUGUCGGGGGCCGCGGCCGGCGCGGCGCAGCCCCCGGGCGGGGGGCCCCCUCCGGCGGGGCACCAGAUCGUCCAUGUGCGGGGCGACUCGGAGACCGACUUGGAGGCGCUCUUCAACGCCGUGAUGAACCCCAAGGGCGCCAACGUGCCGCACACGCUGCCCAUGCGGCUGCGGAAACUGCCCGACUCCUUCUUCAAGCCGCCCGAACCCAAGGCCCACUCCCGCCAGGCCAGCACUGAUGCAGGGACAGCAGGAGCCCUGACCCCACAGCAUGUCCGAGCUCAUUCCUCUCCAGCAUCACUGCAGCUGGGAGCUGUUUCUCCAGGGACGCUUACACCCUCUGGAGUAGUGACUGGACCUGGAGCUCCAUCUUCUCAACAUCUCCGCCAGUCUUCCUUUGAGAUCCCUGAUGAUGUACCUCUGCCACCAGGCUGGGAGAUGGCUAAGACACCAUCUGGACAGAGAUACUUUCUUAAGUUUUGUUUUCUUCUAAAGACAAACAAGAAUUUGAUAUUUCAAGAUGAGCGUCUUCUGGACUCUUACCCUUUUGCCUUUCUUCUUCUGUGUGCUGAAGAUGGCAAAGAACUGUGGGUUUCUUAGUAGUCCUCUGGUUUGUAGCAUAGGGUGAACUGUAACCUGUCAGUCACAUAAUGGAGACUCUUACUCAAUAAAAAGCAGCAAAAUAAUAAAACUAUGUUAAUUUGAAAGUUCCCGUGAAAGUAAGACCAGGUACUACCCCACCAUUUUGUU
Messenger RNA from Empidonax traillii (willow flycatcher), 1127 nucleotides. Its product is annotated as transcriptional coactivator YAP1-like. Lineage: Eukaryota; Metazoa; Chordata; Aves; Passeriformes; Tyrannidae. Gene Ontology annotation, molecular function: protein binding; transcription coactivator activity; transcription corepressor activity. Gene Ontology annotation, cellular component: cytoplasm; nucleus. The transcript has 3 exons. Gene Ontology annotation, biological process: hippo signaling; positive regulation of transcription by RNA polymerase II. Bases 282 to 977 code for a protein of 231 amino acids. The record is from RefSeq and is a predicted model, not a curated record.